Molecule: messenger RNA, 1038 nt
Organism: Psilocybe cubensis
Lineage: Eukaryota; Fungi; Basidiomycota; Agaricomycetes; Agaricales; Agrocybaceae
Product: Putative ABC transporter anion-binding protein
Exons: 5
Coding region: 1-1038 (345 amino acids)
Source: RefSeq, a predicted model, not a curated record
AUGUUGUUCUUCGACUUUCUUCACGACAUAUUCACCCGUCAAAGAAAUAGCCACACCAGCUUCUCUGAACUUCCAGAUGAGAAGAGCUCUUCGCAUCAUAAUAGCCAUGUGUAUCAUGUCAACACCGAAGCCAAUUUCACUAGUGCUUUAGCUCCCAUUACGCGUGCAAGACCUAGUGCUAUCUAUGAUGGGGGCUACGGUGAACAAGCAGAGCGAAGGGGAGUGUGUUUACGCAUUGCCAACGGCGGCGCUGGCCAGACGGGACUCAUCGGAGCAUGGGCGGACGCUUUCAUCCGUUAUAUGGUUAGCAAAAAAGGUGUCGAACCUUUCCAAGUUGCUUGGUACCUCGGAGACACGACAGAAAGCCUCGCUUAUCUAGUAGCUGGCGACGUCGACAUUGCUGUUACGUAUAACCCUGCUGCGGAGUCGCAAGUAGUACGUUCGGGCGACGCAACGGAUAUUGCUUAUGUCUUUCGGGACCAUUUCAUGCUGGUAGGACCACCGUCUAAUCCAGCAGGCUUAAAUGACAGCGAUGACAUUCAAACGAUGUUCAGCAAAAUUGUUGCAAGUGGGAACGCUGAUAUAGCUGUCCCGCCGCGUUCGCGCCCUCCGACUCGUUUCCUUUCUCGCUAUGAUAAAAGUGCCACAAACAUCAAAGAAAGCUUGAUAUUUGCUACCAUUGGCCAGGUUCCUUGGGCGCUUGAUUAUUCAAAAUGGUACCAUCAGUACCCACGAUUUCCCAAAGAAUCACUCGAGGCAGCAGCUGACCUAUCUGAAUACACCCUCACCGACAAGGGAACGUGGCUAGAUGCCGCUCAAUGUGUGACAUCGCAGCUGAAAACUUUCAAAAUCGGAAGCGACAACGCCACUGACCUCCUCCUAAACCCCGCACACGCACUGGCAGGCAAACGGGUGUCUGCUGCAAAUAGUGACACAUGCAAAGCAUUUAUGAAAUGGGUCACCUCCGCUAACGGUGGACAAAAGGUCAUUGAACAGUUUGAAAAGCAUGGACAAGUGCUGUACUCGAAGGCACCAUGA